AUGCCAUCAGGCGAAACUGAUCUCGAGCUUGAAGAGGGCCUACAGUCCUUAUGGCUGCUCCUGUGCACGUUUCUGGUGGUCUCCAUGCAGCUGGGUUUCGCUAUGCUGGAGGUUGGUGGUGUCCGCGAGGCUCACAGGAUGACGGUUCUCGCCAAGAAUAUCAUGGAUUCUGUGGUGACAUGCCUCGUCUUUGCUGCGACUGUGCGUUUUUUGCACCUGAGCGUUGUUCUUGGACCAGAUGGACACGUCCGGUUUGAGAAGGAGCUGUCCAACUGGGCCUUCAGUGCCACCUGUGCAACGAUCUGUUCUGGGUCAAUGGCGGAGCGAGCUCACAUGAUAGCAUAUCUUGUCCAUGCCGGUGUGAUCGGUGUUGUGGUUUAUCCACUCCUUGCAGAGGGUGCCUGGGGCUCCGACACCAACUUUUUCCUGUAUCGCGAACUGCACGGCCGUUUUCAGAAAAAUGUCGACUACCACGAUUGCGCUGGCAGUGGUGUUCACACCGACAUGGUCGCUGUUCGCGAAAUCGUGCGUCUGUUGGGCCUAGCUGGUGACGUGGUCGGCAUCCUGUCGAUUCUGCCUCUCCUUUCCGAGGUCAAGUUUGGCCACUUGAUCCCGGCUCGUGGGGCGGCUGGAAAGGAAAAGGCUUCCUCGGAAGAGCAAGGUGGUGGGGAGUGUGCCAGAACCACUCCCCCCGUUUGGGCAUUGUGGCUUCUCUUGGUGGCAGAGCUUUGCAGCGGGGCCGCCUUCCUCAAUCCAUCGGACAAACAGGCUCGGAGGGCAAUCGGCGAGGUUGUCCGUGCCCAGCAGAAUGCAGAAGCUGGAUUGGAGGAGACGGUGAACGGCAUUGUUAAACUCCUUGACAGCAAAGAUGUCCACGAUCUUGCCAAGCUCUUGGCAAGCGUGGGAGGGCUUGCUGGCACGCUAUGUAUUUCUGCCCUCAGCGGGGCAGGGGACACCGGUGGCGUUGGCUUCGGAAUUCGCGCUGCCGCAGCGCCGCUUCGCACUUUGCUGACCGCUGAGCGAUUCUGGGGCCUUCUGGCAGUGGCAGCUCUCUUCUUACUGGGGAACUGGAUGGCGCUGACAACCCUGGUACGAAAGCCGGCAGUUUGGGCUGCCUGUGGGAACUUUGGCUCCCUUGUGCGCUCCCUGGCCUUCGCCGCAGCAUCAGGAGCGCAGGAUUCCGGUCCACUCUCCACUUGGGCGAUGCUCAGCGCCGCUGCCUGCGUCGCCCGAAUCUCGCGGCUCAUCGUCCACGAACAACUAGCUCCGGCAGUUUGGAUAACCAGCUUGUGGUCCGGGUCGAGGGUUCGCGUUGAUCCUCUGGUGUUGACCACUUUGGGACUGGAAAGCUGGUGCCUGGCGGUACUUCUCCUGAUCCUGAUUAGGAGACCCCGAAAGAUGCUGCUCCUCGCUGCAAUGACGUACCCGUGCAUCGCCCUCGCCCAAGGACCCCCUGCCUCGCAGAACUUCGAGGCCUUCGUGGCCCCGGCCUUGCAACGUGGCCCGAUCGUCAUGGCUGUGGCAUCGGCGCUGCUCAUAUUCAUGGGUGGAUUUCCGACCAUGUUGUGCAGCCUGGCGCUCAUCCAGGCGCUGUACUUCAUUCACGGGCUGGAUAGUUCAUUUGAGUGGCGGGUGCGCUGCAUUGGCGGGAAGCAUGCUGCUUGGAAGGCGAAUUAUGUGCAAGGAGCUCGACGAGCUCCUUGCGUGCAGCUAGAAGCUGACGGCCAGUCGGAUGAGCGACCCGAAAGCACCCUCAAGGUGCGGCGCCGCUGGGAUGGUGUUCAAGUGGACAAUUGGGCCCGUCGUUAUGACGACGAGGCACGUGACAAGCUGGAGUUCCAGCAUUGCAGCUACUUGCAAGUCAUGGGAAUGUUCACGCUUUGGGUGGGCUGGUACGGCUUCAACGCUGGGUCCGUGCUGGGGGCCAGCCAUCAUCACGAGCAUGCAGCUGCUCUGGUCUCCUGGAACACCACCCUCGCCGCCAGCGCCGCUGGACUGGGUGCUUGCCUCUACCUCUACGGUUUCCACUUGAAUCUGGAUGUAGGUUUCCUGUGCAAUGGAGUUUUGAGCGGCAUGGUCGCGAUUACUGCUCCUUGCGAUGUGGCUUCGCCAGCUGCGAGCGCCGUAAUUGGCUUGCUGAGCGGCUUGCUGGUGUAUCCUGCGUGCUCACGGGCUAUGCGGUGGGCAAAGCUCGAUGAUCCCGUUGACGCUGUUUCCGUCCAUGCUGGGUCGGGCCUUCUGGGAGUCUUAGCGACUGCGUUCUGCACCCCCGACUGCGACGUUCUCCAAUCAGUCCGUUACCCGACAGAGGCCGAAGUCCGGUUCUGCUCUGCUACGCGUUCUGUCAUGGAACAGCUGGAGAUUCAGCUUUGGGGCGCUUUUCUCAUCAUCCUCUGGUCCUUCUCGGUGUCGCUGGCCUUCUUCUCUUUCUGCGCCUUCUCAGAGCGCCUGAGGGGGCGCGAGUUGAGCCACGUGCGAGAGCUGCAGGAGUUGCUGGCCCCGAUCGCCAUGGCCACCCCUCAGGCCGUCGAUGAGACACUCAUUGGUCUUCGACUAGCUGCACUGGCUGAGAAAUCAUCCCUGGUCAGAUGUACGCUAAAGCGGCGUGGAUGGACCCAUGGCCUGCCCAAGGACGUCGCAGAGCUGCAGGCAGACGUCGCUGCGCUCACCACGGGCUGGCGGCAAAGCGCACUGGAAGUCGAUGCGAGUUGCGUGAUGGAGGCGGCAGUGACGGCAGCGUUUGCUUGCCGCCCAUUGCGAGCGCUGGCCCAGCUGCGACUGCGCAUUCACCCGGCUGCGGAGUUGUCGGGGCUUGGAGCCCUCAAGGCAGAGGGCGGGAAGCUCUACCAUGCUUUGAGCACUGCUGCGAACCAGAUUGCGGAGCUCCGGGCAGAGCACCGGUACGUUCAUUCUCCCCUGAAGCGAAAUGUGAAGGAGCUGUCGCUCCUGGUGAAAAGCCAGGAUAUCCUUUUGCGCGCCCUCACAAGGAAGCAUUCGCCGAGGCGGACGAGCACACUGCAGUCUGUGGCAGAGGAGGACGAGAGAUCGCAGCGCAGCUCCCAAAGCUCCAGCAACAACACACCGACCAAGCCGCGGCCACAUCCCGAGCCGGCGCCCUCCUCCGAUGAGGGAGAGGCUGCAGCGACGCCCCAGUCUCCAGCACAGUCCAGCUCCGAACCGUUUCCACUCCAUGUGGUUAGCAUGCGAAGCAACAGCACGGUCUCGGACGCCAGCCUCGGAGCUCUGAGUGCCCCGCAAUCCGCGACAGGUUCGACGCCCAGGCCCACCAUCUUGGGUCGGGAAUCUCGAGACUCCAGGACCCGGUCCAAUGAUGCCAGCGACGUCGCUGACCAGCUUACCACUUUGUUGCAAACUCAGCAGCAGCUGAUGUCAGUUCUUGCUGGGCGGGCAGGUCCUGAGAUAGGGCAUGCGCAGUUCGGCGAGCCUCCAAAUCCUCAAUGUGACCCGCCUGAGCUGAUGCAGAGGCAGCUCCUCACGGCGGCCCUGGAAGUACUGGCGGCUCGCAGUUCAGGCGCGGGCUCCUCCGUGGACACCCCUCGCACGCUGGACGAGAUGAUGAGCUGCGGGCCGAGCAGGAGCAGCUUCAGCCUGGGAUCCGAUGUGACCGCUUCCCCCGUCCGUGAGCGCUGGGCUGGCUAG
Messenger RNA from Symbiodinium sp. CCMP2592, 3660 nucleotides. The record is from the annotation of a GenBank genome assembly. NCBI's taxonomy places the organism in Eukaryota, Dinophyceae, Suessiales, Symbiodiniaceae.